ACCUUCCCGUCGAGCUCAUGUUCAAGCACAUCAUGGAUGCGGUCCAGAAGUCGCAUUCUGAGGUGACAGAGCUGCGCGCGGAGGUGCAUGAACUCAGGCAGGCGAAUGCAAGCUUGGAGCGGAUGGUGAAAGAGGGGACACAGUACAACAACGGUUCGAGGCUGGGCACUCCUGGAUUUGUGACUCCCGCCCCUGGUAGCCCUCAACUACGCGCGAAGACCCCCUUCCUCAGCCCAAGCGCGCUUCCCUCCCUGGCAGUCCCCCCGACUUUCUAUGUCCCGUCGCCGCUCAGCGAUAACUGCAAUACCCAGUACUCCUUCGGCAUGCGCGAUAUACCUGGAUUCUAUGUCGUAAUUCCUGCUGGUGGCGCUGGCACUCGCCUCUGGCCUCUAUCCCGUGAAGAACAUCCCAAGUUCCUCCUUGACCUCACUCUUAAGGGUCGUUCGCUCAUCCAGGCCACUUGGGAUCGCCUCCUCCCGCUCUCGUCCGCAACACGGACGACCAUCGUCGCGGGCCCUGCCCAUGUCAAGGGCAUCACCGAGCAGCUGCCGGACCUCCUCCACCACAAUCUGUUCUGCGAACCAAGUGCGAAAGACUCCAUGGCCGCCAUCGGCCUGGCAGCCGCCGUGCUCGCCAGGCGCGAUCCUAGCGCAAUAAUCGGUUCCUUCGCCGCGGACCACAUGAUUUCCGGUGACGACGCGUUCCUAUCGGCGGUCGCCGAGGCAGUGGAGGUCGCGAAGAAGGAUUACCUCGUUACGAUCGGUAUUGCCCCAUCACACCCGUCGACCGGGUUCGGAUACGUCCGUCUAGGCGAGAAAUUGGGCUUUGCGGAUGCGCCGAACGCGCGGCUGGUGUCCAGUUUCAAGGAGAAGCCUGACGCGCGCACGGCAGCAGCAUACAUCAAAACGGGAAGCUACCGGUGGAAUGCAGGCAUGUUCGUGACGAAGGCAACGUUCUUGAUGGAGCUGCUGAGGGAGUACAAGCCCGAUCUGUACGAUGGGCUACAGAAGAUUGCACAGUACUGGGACGAUGAGCCGAUGAGGCGUAAGGUACUGGACGAGGUGUGGCCCGGGCUGGAGAAGAUCGCCAUUGACCAUGCUGUUGCGGAGCCUGCUGCUUUGGACAGGAGGGUCGCGGUGGUGCCCGCCACCUUCGGCUGGGAUGACGUUGGAGACUUCUCUUCCCUCGCUGAUCUCAUCCCGGCCGAAUCGAACCAGCCGCGUGUACUGGGAGACAACUCGCUUGUGCUCACCGAACAGGCUGCCGGGGGCAUUGUCGUGCCUGGUUCUGGGCGCUUAAUCUCGCUGCUCGGCGUGGAUGACCUGGUCAUCGUGGAUAUGCCCGACACACUGCUCGUGACGACGCGCGCGCGCUCUCAGGAGGUGAAACGUCUCGUGAAGAAGUGCAAGGAAGCUGGCUUCAAGAAUCUUCUAUGACACGCCCGCGCGUGGUCGUGAGUCUUCUUGGAAAUUAAGAUGAGGGGGCGGCUUAAUGCUGGUCAGUGUGAGCGCGGCCUGUGGUAAUGUAGGGCGGUGGUGCCUUGGACACGGACUAUCUGUUUUGAAUACCUCUGGGACAUUGUUGCGACGUCGAUAACUAUUCUAGCUUACCAGCUUCAUCUCUCGUUCCCUGUCAUUGACUAUCAUACUACCUGUCACCGUACUACCUG
Laetiporus sulphureus 93-53 is the source of this 1669-nucleotide messenger RNA. Its product is annotated as mannose-1-phosphate guanylyltransferase. The transcript is spliced from 5 exons. NCBI's taxonomy places the organism in Eukaryota, Fungi, Basidiomycota, Agaricomycetes, Polyporales, Laetiporaceae. The record is from RefSeq and is a predicted model, not a curated record. Gene Ontology annotation, molecular function: mannose-1-phosphate guanylyltransferase (GTP) activity. Bases 18 to 1436 code for a protein of 472 amino acids. Gene Ontology annotation, biological process: GDP-mannose biosynthetic process.